This is a messenger RNA of Phlebotomus papatasi, 1752 nucleotides long. Its product is annotated as gastrula zinc finger protein XlCGF26.1-like. The record is from RefSeq and is a predicted model, not a curated record. Bases 83 to 1474 code for a protein of 463 amino acids. Lineage: Eukaryota; Metazoa; Arthropoda; Insecta; Diptera; Psychodidae. The transcript is spliced from 2 exons.
AGAAUUUAGUUAUGAAAAUAAAUUUAUGUCUUUCGGUCUUGGAGUUAUUACCUAAAGAUCUUAAAGGAAAUUGGAAUCUGACAUGGACAAAAAAGCUUCAAAGGACAAAAGUGAUAAAUGUCCUAUUUGCGGCAAGGCAUUCAAAUAUCCAUGUCUCGUAAAGAAACAUAUGAAUACUCAUGCAACAGAAAAGAAUGUCCGUUGUCCUCAAUGCCCAAAGAUCUUUACCCAUAAGGCUAGGCUACAAGAGCACUUGAAGAAUCACAUUAACAGUGAUCCAGUACCAUGUUCCAUAUGCAGUAAAAUAUUCAGAAAGGAGAGAUAUCUCAGGGAUCAUAUGAAAAGACAUUCUGGAGAGAAUUUAUUUCCAUGUGGCCUUUGCGGAAAAAUUUUCCGCAGGAAAAGGCAUAUGAAAAUACAUAUUGAAAGAUUUCACAAUAUAAUUGCUGAAAAAUUUAUUUGCAAUCAAUGUGGAAGGGCAUUUCCAGAUGAAUCUUCAUUGAAUGGGCAUUGCUUAAUCCAUACCGAUACUACAAAUUUUAACUGUUACUUUUGUUCUGAAGAAUUCCCAAAUGCAAAUUCUUUAAAGGAUCAUCUACCAUCCCACAAGUCCGAAAAGCCUUUUGAAUGUAGAGUCUGCUCUAAGGCAUUUUACACAAAAUCAGAACUAAAAAUUCAUGAUAAAAGCCAUACUUAUGAAGCCCUGAAAUGCAGUUAUUGCGACAGAACUUACAUCUAUCGAUCAGACCUUAGAAGUCAUACAAAUAAGCACCAUAGGGGUCUUCCUCUGAUAUUUAGGGAAAACUAUCCUAUCUCCUGCACAGUUUGCAAUGCAAAGUUUGAUAAUCUCGAAGGUCUGAAGAAUCAUGUCUCAGUCCAUUCGGAUGAGAGACCAUUCAAAUGUGAUGUCUGUGAUAGGAAAUUCAUUGAUAAAGACGGUAUUAGAAGGCACAUAAAAACCGUUCACAACAAGAAAGCUAAACGAAAAUUCCCCUGUCCACAGUGUCAGAAGCCCUGUCGAGGACAAAAGGAUCUUCAGAGGCAUCAAGUCACCUAUCACAGCAAUGAUAAGCCAUUUCAAUGCAAAAUUUGCUCAAGAAGUUUCAAAUUACAAAGUUUUCUACAGAAUCAUAUGAUAACACACAAAAAGGGCGAACCUGGAGUAAUAAAAUGUCCACAUUGUCGAAGAAUUUUCACAGAAAAGGAUAUUUUUGAGAAACAUCUAGAAGCGUCUCAUAAAGAUUUACAAAUUGACACUGUUUGGAUAAAAAAUGAAACACACGAUCCAGAAUAUGAAGAGCCACCAAGCAUAUCAACUUUUAGUAAUUUUUCAGAAGUUAAAGUUGAAAAGAAACAAGGGCAAGAUGAGCUUUUGAGAACGGAAACUGUAGAACAGACAAUGCAAAAGGAAAUUGAGGAAGUCUUCAUUAAGAUUGAAAAAAAUUACAACGAGGAGGAAAUAAAAGAAGAAUAACAAUAAUUUUUGACGAAUUUUUGUGAUAUCCUUAAGGUAUUAUCCACAUGAAAUUAAAUAUUCAAUCCUUUUAGAAUAUUUCUGCCCAAUACCAAUAUCUGAUUGGCUAGAACUUGGAAUCAUCCAACGCUUUAGCCUAGCCAAUCAGAGAAUUCAAUUGACUAAAAUAUUUAAUGAGAAUAAAUAUUUAAUUUACAUAAAUGAAAAAGAAACAUUAAAAGUAUUCGAAACUACUUCUCAAAACGUUAUAUUGUUUUUUAAAUAAAAAUUGUUUCAAA